AUGGAAGAGCAAACCCAAACUGUUAUCGAACAAAAUGUUAAUGUUGUUGAUACCUCACCGACUGCUACUUCCACACAAACUGCUGCUCUAACAGUAGCCUCAACACAUAUUCAAGCACAGCAGAUACAACAGCAGCAACAAAAUCAGCAUUUUAUGGAAAAAUUUUGGACUAAACAACUUUCUAUUGCAGAAGAGUUUGAAAGUGAUUUCAAAAAUCACCCAUUGCCUUUAGCUAGAAUCAAAAAAGUAAUGAAAAGUGAUCAAGAAGUCAAGGCGCCAAUCAUAUUUUCCAAAGCAUGUGAAAUUUUUAUAUCAGAAAUUACCAUGAGAGCUUGGAUUCAUGCAGAAGAAAAUAAACGUCGUACACUGCAGCGAAGUGAUGUUGCAUCAGCCCUUAGUAGAUCUGACCAAUUUGAUUUUUUGAUAGAUAUAGUUCCGAGAGAAGAAGUACCAAAAACUGUAAAUAGAAGACCUAAGGAAGAAACCGUAGGCGUUAAUUAA
This is a messenger RNA of Entrophospora sp. SA101, 501 nucleotides long. NCBI's taxonomy places the organism in Eukaryota, Fungi, Glomeromycota, Glomeromycetes, Entrophosporales, Entrophosporaceae. The record is from the annotation of a GenBank genome assembly.